Molecule: messenger RNA, 1041 nt
Organism: Sesamum indicum (sesame)
Lineage: Eukaryota; Viridiplantae; Streptophyta; Magnoliopsida; Lamiales; Pedaliaceae
Product: transmembrane protein, putative (DUF506)
Source: RefSeq, a predicted model, not a curated record
CAGGUUUUUAUUUAUUUAUAUUAUUAAAUAGAGAAAUCAAAGGCUCAAUUAAAUGUAUAUAUAUAUAUGUGCAGUGUAUAUAUUGUGUUAAGCUUGAUCAAGCAAGAAAACAAGAUGAGUAUGUCAGAAGAUGAAAAGCUUUCCCAAAUGAUCAAAGACUAUAUGGAAUUAGGUUCAACAAUAACAGAUUCUUGCUUUUUACCACCUCCCUCACAACUCCCUCUUCAACUUCAUCAUCAUCAUCAUCAUUCCAUAUAUUUCUCUUUACAAGAAAUCAUGGAGGAAACCCCAGAAGCUGAAGCUGAGGUUUAUGGCAAAAUCUUGCUGUACUUGAAAGAUAUGGAAUAUUCUAUGGACAAAGCCAUGAGCAAGCUCAAGAAACAUUGGAUUCUUUUGAGGCUGGAAAUGGAUAACUAUGAAGCCCAUCUCUGCAAAACAUCUUGGUCUACUCCUUUCCCCACUCCUUCAGUUUUCCAAUUCAAAGGUGAUUAUGAGUAUGUCGAUGUGAUGAUGAGGGAGAAGAUGAAUGGGUGCAAAGAGGAUAGGCUGAUAGUGGACAUAGACUUCAGGACACAGUUUGAACUGGCAAGGCCAACACCAGACUAUCAAGAACUCACAAAUGCACUUCCAUUGGUGUUUGUGGGGACUGAGGAGAAGCUGGAGAAGUUGAUCCCCUUGAUCUGCUCAGCAGCGAAACAGUCACUUAGAGAGAGGGGACUACACAUUCCUCCAUGGAGAAAGGCCAGUUACAUGCACUCCAAAUGGCUCUCUCCCAACUGCAAAAGGGUUUCUAUUUCAGAACUGAACCUCUCAACAUAUGUCCCCAAAAUCGGAAAUGCCUGUUUUCUUGAUUUUCUUCAAUUUCAGCAACUGCCCACAUACAUAUAAUUGUUCUUAUAUCUAUAUAUGGUUUUCUUUUGUAAUGUUAUGUAUAUUCUUUACUCUUUCUUUUGUUCUUGUAUUAGCCAUUUUGGUCAGAAUGUUGGCUAUGAGAUAAGUUAAGUUGACUUUUGUAUGAACUUAAAUCAAAUUGUGUUAAUU